This is a messenger RNA of Oncorhynchus mykiss (rainbow trout), 1437 nucleotides long. Its product is annotated as V-set and transmembrane domain-containing protein 2-like protein. Lineage: Eukaryota; Metazoa; Chordata; Actinopteri; Salmoniformes; Salmonidae. The record is from RefSeq and is a predicted model, not a curated record. Gene Ontology annotation, cellular component: membrane.
UGGAGGUGCUUGCUUGCAGAAAUACAGGGAACCAGUGCUGAUAAUAUCCCGCAGGCGAAUAGGGUACACCUUGCGCCUCAUAGCGCAAUUUUUGUCCGGUGCUAUUUUGUAUCUAAUCUCCGAGGGUGCUGUCAUCCAGGAAGGAUUUGGAUACUAUUUAGUGAGCGUGCUCCGCCUAAUGUGAGUUUUUCGUCCACGACUUGAAACAAGAACAAAAGCAAUGGGAGCAUUUGGAGUGAUAAUAUGGAUUUUACAUUAUAUGGGACUCUAUAUUCAGUUUAACGCCGCAUACAAACCGACUGUGCGAACCGAGGUGGACAAUCAUAUAUCUGGAAAUGCUCUCUUCACGGAGGUCCCUCAUGACACCACAACGCAUAGCGGUCAGGAUGUGGAGAUGGCCUGUUCAUUCCGGGGGGCGGGGCCCUCCUACUCCCUGGAGAUCCAGUGGUGGUACAUGAAGAACCACAGAGACUGGCCAGAGAAACCCGCCUGGACCUCCAAUCAGGUGGUGCCAAUGGAGGAGAUGUCUAAGGAUGCCACCAAAAUAAGUGUGGUGAAAGUGGCUGGGAGCAACAUCUCCCACAAGCUCCGCCUCUCCAGUGUCAAGCAGUCAGACGAGGGCACAUACGAGUGCCGUGUCAUCGACUUCAGCGGCAGCGUUGCGCAGCACCACCGCGUCCGGGCCUACCUCCAGGUGGAAGCCGAGAGAUGGCUGGGUCACGGGUCAGCAGACACCCAGCCCCAGGAGCCCCGACACAAGGGACAGGGGAGCCAGGUGCACCCCCACCAAACAGAGGACCGGGAACUGAAGAGGCGAUCGGCCGAUGACAGCACCACGGACUGCACUGAGAGCUGUGUGCUCUAGAGUCUGGUUCUGUGUCCAGAUAGGAAUAACAGGAGUGCAUGUUCCCAAUUAUCUUAAGAAGGAUGAUUAUUUUUACACCAGCAGAGGCCUGGACAAAAACUGCUUAAUUUAUGUUAAAUUUAUGAAUCGAUUUGUUUGGUUGUUUGUUAAUCUGAGAUUUGUUUAUGUUUGUUUGAAUUCGGGUUGUCAUAGACCACCAGAGGGCAUGAUCGUGUUGUCUUGGUUCUUAAAUGUAAUGUUAUUUCACAUCGCCUUUGUUAAAUGCUUUGUCCAUGAUUUCUGACUCUGGAGUUGUGAUGGUUGAAGAUGAGGUUGUCGUUGGGUGGAAAGGAUGCAGGGAAGGCCUGUAUCUCAAUAGUAUGAAGUAUCUUCCUUCCUUUGUCUCCUUUCCUUAAUAAGCACUGAUCUGAAAUUAAUGGAAAGGACAAAGCAAUAUAUACCCUAGGGCUCUUGAGUGGCGCAGCAGUCUAAGGCACUGCUUCUCAGUGAUAGAGAUGUCACUACAGACCCUGGUUCGAUUCUAGGCUGUAUCACAACUGGCUGUGAUUGGGAGUCCCAUAGGGCGGUGCACA